Molecule: messenger RNA, 946 nt
Organism: Zea mays
Lineage: Eukaryota; Viridiplantae; Streptophyta; Magnoliopsida; Poales; Poaceae
Biological process (GO): mRNA splicing, via spliceosome
Cellular component (GO): U6 snRNP; precatalytic spliceosome; U4/U6 x U5 tri-snRNP complex
Molecular function (GO): mRNA binding
Source: RefSeq, marked validated
ACCGGGACCAGGCACACCACGCACGCAGAGCCCUAGAGGCAUUCCCAAGUUCGAGCAAUCGAGCCCCAGAGGAACGACUCCUGCCGGACGCCGCCACACCAUCUGAAACUGACGGCGGCGGGCGGCCGCUGCUUCCUCUCCCUUCUCCGUUCAGAUCCGGCUACUGGCGUCCCUCCUCCGCCAUCUUCCCUACCCCCGACGUGGCGACGAGCUGUGAGCCGUGAGCUGUUCCAACAUUCCUGUCCUAGUUCAAGCUGAAAGGAGAACAUAAAAGAGGAGAGGCUAGGGUUUUGGCGUCCGAGACCAAACCAAGCUCUCUCCGGCGACGGUGAGGGCUCGAUAUCGGAGUCCAGUAGGCGGCUCCUGCUGCUUCGGCGGUCCCUAAUCCCUCUCUCGGCAGUGUACAGAUGGCGUCCGGCGGUCCGGCGCUCGAGCCGCUCGUCGACCAGGUCAUCUCCGUCAUCACCAACGAUGGCCGCAACAUCGUGGGUACGCUCAGGGGAUUCGAUCAGGCCACCAACAUUAUACUCGACGAGUCCCAUGAGAGGGUCUAUUCUAGAAAGGAGGGAGUCCAACAACUUGUUCUUGGUCUGUACAUUAUCAGGGGUGACAACAUAAGCGUUGUGGGCGAGGUUGAUGAAGAGCUGGAUUCAAGAUUGGAUAUGUCGAAGCUAAGGGCGCACCCACUGAAGCCUGUUAUUCACUGAGGUCCGAGUAUGUCUUUGGGUAAUAUGUGGACUGGAUGGAUGGGUCACUGUUGAAUGCAGGAUGUAGCAUCAUCAUGGUGAGGGGACUGAGUAAUAUGGACAUGUAUCUUGCGUAUUGUGCAAUGAAUGUGUUGGCUGUUGGGUCGCUUGCCUACGCAUUCUGUAAGAUUGCAGUUACCAUUAGGAACUGAACUCAACUCGACUGAAUUAAUAUCAUUUGGCUCUACUCGUAGAUACAG